UCUCGUAGUGAGCUAGCGCGAGGCUCAGGCUGUGUACUCGGCUAUUAAAUCCUAAACGAGCCGACGUGGGAUCGUGUGACUGACUGCGCUCAAACAAGCAAAACAGGAGCUGGUGGAAGAUUUUCUGGUGGUGCAAGAGAACAUCCACCAUUUUUCAGGAUGGCCAAGGGUGACGCUCGUAAGCCAAAGGGCAAGAUGUCUGCCUAUGCCUACUUUGUUCAAACCUGCCGAGAAGAACACAAAAAGAAGAAUCCAGAGAUCCCAGUGAACUUUUCAGAGUUUUCCAAGAAGUGCUCUGGAAGAUGGAAGACAAUGUCUCCAAAGGAGAAGUCAAAGUUUGUGGACCAGGCCAAGCAGGACAAAACUCGCUAUGAUUCGGAAAUGAUGAGCUAUGGUCCUUCUGGAAAGAGGGGCAAGAAGGCAAAGAAGGAUCCUAAUGCUCCAAAGAGACCUCCAUCAGGGUUCUUUGUUUUCUGUGCUGAGCAGCGCCCCAAUAUUAAAGCCCAGCACCCAACCUUUGGCAUUGGGGAUGUGGCAAAGAAGCUUGGAGAGAUGUGGAACAAUUUGACAGACUCCAAUAAGCAGCCAUAUCUUGCCAAAGCCAACAAACUCAAGGAAAAAUACAAUAAGGAUGUGGCAGAUUACAAAGGAGGAAAGGGAAAACUGGGCGGGGCAGGAGCCUCUAAAUCGAAGAAGGCUGAAGAUGACGAUGAUGAGGAAGAUGAUGAUGAAGAUGAUGAUGAGGAUGAGGAGGAUGACUAAUAGAAAAUUGUAUUGUGGUUGGUUAAGACACUGGCCAUUAGAUGUGAGCACACCUAUCUAUAGGUUUCACCUAGUUCAACUAUCCCAGAAGAAAACAUCAAAUUGGUUUUGAAACCGUUUUCUCACUGUAGUUUCUUUCUGGCUGUCAUUUGGUUCUUUGACACCUUGCUCUCCAGUGUUUUUCCUGAUCCCUUUGCUUUUUUCAGUUGAACAAACCUAUUCACAGUGAUCGCAUAAGGGUUCAUACCCUAUAAAAUACUGUGUGUGUUACUCUAUGGCUAUUGAAAUAGAUUUAGAUUUUAUUUUUCUAUUUUACAGGGAUCCACAUUUCAUGGAAUUGCAAGUUUGCAUUUGAGGGAAUUGUAUGGGUAGACACACAAUCCAUAGACUUGAGGUAGAUGUCCAGUCUGACAACCAGGUAUUCAUGUAACAUUGCCAUGGCUUAUUAUUCCAACUACCUGUGCGUUUGAGGCAGGACUGAUCCAUUUCACUGUUUUAUGGCUGAAAGGAAUUAUGAUGAAAUGGGUCCUAUAUUUGUUUUUGUUAAUUUGGAUAAGUGGAAUGACAUUUUAGAUGUUAACAUUUGUCCACCUCUUGACCAAUGUUGACGCUACAUCUUUUGGACAAGGUGGGGAUUUUUCUUAGCACCUGCGCAAUUUGUUUUGUAUGUUUAGGAUGCCUUUGAUUUAAAAAUAAAUAAUUAGAUUUUUA
Molecule: messenger RNA, 1473 nt
Organism: Coregonus clupeaformis (lake whitefish)
Lineage: Eukaryota; Metazoa; Chordata; Actinopteri; Salmoniformes; Salmonidae
Product: high mobility group protein B3
Exons: 5
Coding region: 160-762 (200 amino acids)
Biological process (GO): regulation of transcription by RNA polymerase II
Molecular function (GO): DNA binding, bending
Source: RefSeq, a predicted model, not a curated record